This is a messenger RNA of Arabis nemorensis, 333 nucleotides long. The record is from the annotation of a GenBank genome assembly. NCBI's taxonomy places the organism in Eukaryota, Viridiplantae, Streptophyta, Magnoliopsida, Brassicales, Brassicaceae.
AUGGAGGAAGAAGGUAAGGGACCUGUGAAGCACCUCUUGCUUGCUAAGUUCAAAGAUGACGUAACUCCAGAGAAAAUCGAAGAACUCAUCAAUGGUUACGCCAACCUCGUCAAUCUCAUCGAACCUAUGAAAGCUUUCCACUGGGGAACAGAUGUGAGCAUUGAGAAUCUGCAUCAAGGUUUCACACAUAUCUUUGAAUCCACAUUUGAGAGUAAAGAAGGUGUAGGAGAAUACAUUGCUCAUCCUGUUCACGUCGAAUUCGCAACAAAGUUUCUAGGUAGCUUGGAUAAAGUUUUGGUUGUAGACUACAAGCCUACCUCUGUGCAUCUUUGA